ACACCCGCAGUUUCUCGCGCGAUAUCCGGUCAAUAUUUCCCACAAUGCAGCGGAAACCAACAUGGCAGCGCCCAUAACACGAAUGAUUUCGAGUUCAGCCAGUGCACAUUUUUCGCUUUAAAUCCUAUUGAGAAAUGGGAAGGAACCGAGGGAAAGGAGGAAAGAGUCGUGCUUCAGGGGGCAAAAGCCAACGUCAUGUCCACAAAUUUGAAAGAUAUGCGAGGGAUAGUCAACAGGAAUCAUCACAAGGCCCCUCCCGCCCACAGGAGAUGGAGGAGGAAGAGGAGGAUCCAUGGAAGAUCCCCUGCCCGCUGGCCAUGUGGGAUCUACAGCACUGCGAUCCCAAGAAGUGCACUGGCCGCAAGCUGGCAAGGAAGGGGCUGAUCAGGACCCUGCGGCUGGCCCAGCGCUUUAACGGGAUCAUCCUGUCCCCCAUGGGAACCCACUGUAUCUCACCACAGGACAGGCAUAUUGUUGAGGCCAAAGGCAUUGCAGUGAUUGACUGCUCCUGGGCCAUGCUAGAGCAGACACCGUUUGACAAGAUGAGGGGUGGUCAGCCACGACUCCUCCCCUACUUGGUGGCCGCAAAUCCCAUCAACUACGGCAGGCCCUGCAAACUCUCCUGUGUGGAGGCUUUCGCUGCAACUUUCUACAUAGUCGGUCUCCCUGAGUAUGGCCUGCAGCUGUUGAAGAGGUUCAAGUGGGGACCAGGUUUCUACCAGCUGAACAAAGAUGUCUUAGAGAGCUACGCGGCCUGCAAGAACGGCACUGAGGUGGUGGAAGCACAGAAGGCAUGGAUGGUGAAACUAGAACAGGAAGAUGCACUCAGAGCAACCACAGAUCUGAUGAAUAUCGACAUGGAGCAGGAAACAUGCAACCUGAACCGGCAGCCGCAGUACGACAUGCCCGACUUAGAUGAUGACGACAGUGAUGAUGAGGAUGAUGAAAAUGAAAGCGGGGAUGAAGAAGAUGUUCAGGAAAGCAAAGAUGAUGUCAAUGACAAUGAUGAGGAUAAUGAUGUGAAAGAUGAGAUGCUUAGAGGAGAGGCUUCAGGUGUUGCAACUGACAGCCAGGAUGCAAUAGAUGAUGAAGAUGGUGGAGAAGAUGAUGAAGAUGACAGUGAAGAUUCGGAAGAAAAGAAUCAAGCAGAAGCAUCAGAUGAUGCAACUGAGAAGACACACAAAGUGCCUCAGAGAGACUGUUCCGCUGAAAGCUCGCUCCCAGUUGGAGAAAGUUCCGAUGCAAAGAACACCUGCAGAACUCAAGAUAUGGUAACCAGUGCACAUGAUGAGAAGAAAAGCUCUGGUGCUUGUGACUUGAACAAAGUUGAAACGGAAAGCUUAGAUGGAGAAGUAAGAACCGAAAGCCCAAAUGAGAAUGUCCUUGAUAGAACUGAUCAUGGGAGCAACUCGGAUGUCAAGACUGGGAUGUUAACAAGCGAGACUGAAGGUUUGAAGGCAUCAUUAGAGAAAGUUUCAAUUUCUUAAGACAUAGACAGUUUAUUUUUUUGAACAAUUAAGUCACCAAGAUGUCAUUCAAUGUGAAUGCUUUUCAUAAAAUAUUUUAUUUUCCAGCUUCACUCUGGAUGAUACUUCAAAUAAUCUCAGUCUGUUUAUACAUUUAUCAAAUCUACCUGAAAUGUCUAAAAUGGAUCCUGCAAGUGUUGACGGACAUUCUGAUCUUUAAAUUUCUGAUUAAAUGAACAAGAUACGAAUAAAAAAAUUCUAUUAUUUGAGUUUUCAGACAGUCAAAAUAUUUAGAGGAAAUCAAUUUAUGAUUAACUACAUUGAGAAUGACCCCUCCCCCUCCAAAUAGAAGCUUACAGACUCAAAGCACAUGUUGUUCAGCUGUCAGGUGCUCAAACAAAAACAUUCCAUUAUUAUUCAGACGUAAGGAAUACAGAAAGGAUUAAAAGAGAGAAAAAAUAUCCUCAGCCACAGUUUAUUUGCAGUUUUAUCCAAAUGGACAAUUAAAUGGCCAAAAUCAGUUACAUACAUGUCACGAAGUAUUCUCACUGGAAUGGUUGCAUUGAGAUUGAACAUUUCCAAUCAAGCGUGGUGUUUUUACAAAGCUUGCGUACUGCUUAGUUGGGUUUCCCUCUAGUGGAGUUGAAGC
Patiria miniata (bat star) is the source of this 2115-nucleotide messenger RNA. RefSeq names its product 18S rRNA aminocarboxypropyltransferase-like (gene tsr3). The transcript is spliced from 6 exons. The record is from RefSeq and is a predicted model, not a curated record. Gene Ontology annotation, molecular function: rRNA small subunit aminocarboxypropyltransferase activity. The coding region runs from base 135 to 1487 and encodes 450 amino acids. Gene Ontology annotation, biological process: maturation of SSU-rRNA. NCBI's taxonomy places the organism in Eukaryota, Metazoa, Echinodermata, Asteroidea, Valvatida, Asterinidae.